Messenger RNA from Macadamia integrifolia, 1091 nucleotides. Its product is annotated as heat stress transcription factor B-3-like. NCBI's taxonomy places the organism in Eukaryota, Viridiplantae, Streptophyta, Magnoliopsida, Proteales, Proteaceae. Gene Ontology annotation, cellular component: nucleus. Bases 220 to 927 code for a protein of 235 amino acids. The record is from RefSeq and is a predicted model, not a curated record. Gene Ontology annotation, molecular function: DNA-binding transcription factor activity; RNA polymerase II cis-regulatory region sequence-specific DNA binding. Gene Ontology annotation, biological process: regulation of transcription by RNA polymerase II. The transcript is spliced from 2 exons.
GUGGACUUUGUGCAUACCUUUCAACCAAUUCUUCUUCUUUUGUAAGAUUUGAGAGAAGACUAGAGCCUCACAUUUCUCAUGAACUGUGGAAUUGUGUUGGGUUUCUAUUGUUGGGGUUGGGAGUUCUUAAUUUCCAAUCUUCUAUUCCCCCGGCCAGUGUAAGAACUCCCUCUUCCACCUCCCCAACUUUUAAGAACAAAGAGAGAAGGAUAAGCCAAUAUGGUUCAGGCCAUCUCUGAGGAAGAGGAACAUGAGCUUGAUAAGGGUCUAUUAGAAUAUGUUAGGAGAUCCUCCCCACCACCUUUCUUGUCCAAGACUUACAUGCUUAUCGAAGAUUCGAGCACCGACGACAUAAUCUCAUGGAAUACUGAUGGAACUUCUUUCAUAGUAUGGAAACCGGCUGAGUUCUCAAGUGAUCUCCUUCCUACUCUCUUCAAGCACUCCAAUUUCGCGAGCUUUGUUCGACAACUCAAUACUUAUGGAUUCAGGAAAGUCACGACGAACAGGUGGGAAUUCUGUAAUGACAAGUUUCGAAAGGAUUCGAAGGAUUUAUUAUGCGAAAUAAGGCGAAGAAAGGCAUGGACUAGUAAGGGACAUGUCACUGCACAAGCCCAAACUGCACCACUGGAGUCUGAUGAAGAACAAGGAUCAACAUCAUCAUUGUCAUCAGGUUACAACAGCCUCUGCAAUGAAAAUAAGAGACUGAAGAUUGAGAAUGGAGCCUUGAGUUCAGAGCUGGUGAGUAUGAAGAAGAAGUGCCAAGAGCUUCUUGAUUUGGUUGCUGUUUUCACUGGUCCAAAGAUUGAAAAAGAAGAAGAUAAAAGGCCUAAGCUGUUUGGAGUAAGAUUGGAGGUUCCAAUAGUGGAGGGGAAGAGAAAAAGGGUACAGAUUAAUGAGGGUCUUCAGAUUUUAUUAUCUCAAUCAUGAAAUAGUAAUUAGCCAUUUAUUAACAAGUGGCUUAAUUUAAGAUCUUAUGCCAAUUUCUAAUUGGGUGUUGCCAAUACAGAUAAUGGUAAAUUAAAAUGUCUGGCUUAAGCAUAUCUGUAAGUAUAUUCCAAAAGCAUUCAAUAUCAAUACUUAUUGGCUGUAUA